AUUGACAAAAGUUUCUAGAUGUAGCUAGACUAGAUCUAGAAUAAUAGCAAUAUCUAGCAAGUGUAGACAGUUCUGCAAUGUUUCAACAUAAUUUAAAGAUGUGUGCCAGAUCUAUUGUGUUAUUGGGGUGUUUAUUUGAAGCUGUCCAUAGUCAAGAAGUGAGAUAUGCUCUGUUCACUUCUGGACCUACUUUUGGUUUUGACUCAUCAGAAGCUGUCCCAGCCAUUGAGUUAGCAGAGGAGAUGAUUAAUGCUGACAGCUCCAUUCUACCUGGCUACAACCUCACUCACACACCUGUGGUGGACACAAUGUGUGACAGGACUGUAUCUCUGAAUGAGUACUUUGAGGCCACUUUUCCGCUGCAACCAACCAUCCUCGGUCUACUGGGCUGUGGAUGCUCAGCUGCCUCUGAGCCUGUCGCAGAGAUCAUCCAUCAUAACAGCUUAUCACAGAUCUCUUACAUGUCAUCAUUGACUGGACUUAGUUACAGAGAACGUUAUCCUAAUUUCUUCCAAAUGCUACCUUCUGACAAUGGCAUAGCACAAGCUAUUGUUACCCUCAUGCAGAAAUUUGGCUGGAGACGCAUUGCCAUCCUCACUGAAGAUGAAAGUUUGUUUACAGAGGUCAGGAAGACGAUACUAUAUGAUGAUGCUGCAUUUUGUAUCUGUUUGUAACUGUACCCCAGCCGUGAAUUUGCGGGAUUAUCCGAUACUUGGCAUGGAAAUUAGAUUUAGUUUCUUCACAGCAGUCUCGAAUGUCUUCCUACUGGAUUACCACAGACUGAUAUGUGUGCUGUAAAAUUACAUGCUGACAAGCACAAAGCCGUUGGCAUUGUUUUCAGCUAAUUAUUGUUUUCAGCAGUAUAGAACUGAUCAUAAAUAACUCCCUUUGACCAUGCUAUUUGUUAUGCCUCAGUACGCAUGUGCAAGCGAGGUAUACGGUAGUGUGGUGUGUGUGUAGACUGCUACAGCUGCUCAUGGAUCAAUGAAGUGCAAGUAAGAGUUUCUAUAGGCUUCUAGUCAUGGAUUUUAAUUCGUGGAUUUUUCAAAUAUAAUGCUUGGUUCUCGAGUUUUGCUUACAUUCUUUCUUUUAAUUACAGCGCCACUCUAAUAGAAGCGCCAAGUUCACAAAAUAAUUGAGUGCCAAGUAAGUUUUUGAAUUUGUUUGCUGGUGCUUAGGUAACUAGAAAAUAGAUUAUAACACGGCCUUUAAUCGAGGCUCUACUGAUCUAUGACAGAGGAGGUUGGAAGGAUGUUGAGAUCACGUGUGAACAGAACAAUUAAGAAGUGUAAAUAUGCUGAGUCGCGCUAUUUUUGUGUCCACCGAGGCAUCAGCACCCGCGGUGCUUUCAUUAAUUUAGUUCUUAAUUUUAAAUACAGACUGAGGAAACAUUAAUUAGUGCCCUCAGGAAUUCCGAAAUGGAAGUAGUUAAUAAAGUGAUGAAUCUCCUUAAUGCUACAGCUGAUCAACAUUUCUUUGUAAGUGGCUAAUCUUUUAUUUUGUCAUGCAUCUUAUAAAUGCGAUAGUUUUAAGAGGGUGACUAUCGAGUGUUCUUCCUCAACGCCUACUCAAAUACAGCUCGUCACAUUUUGUGUGAGGCCUAUCUAAGGGGGUACACUUAUCCCAAAUAUGCGUGGUUGACCUACGGCUGGUACCAGGACAGGUGGUGGACAGAGGAGGUGAACCCAGAGACAACAAACUGCACUGACAACCAGCUAGCAGAGAUCCUGCACAGAUCUCUCACCCUAGAGCAACUGCUUCCACACGGGAUUUCUGGUCAUGUAUCAAACACAGAACCUAUCACAGUGGUAUAUGCGAAUUUGUGUCACUGUGUUUAAUUGUGGUCAUUUUUUCUUUUUUGUACAUGCAGUCUUCAGGUGACUUCAAUUUUUCGUAUGAACGACAACUGCUUACAUCUGCAACAAGAUCAAGCUAUACAUGCAUACUCCCUAGCUUAUGAUGCCCUCUGGACAUUUGCUAUCGCACUGAACAAGACCAAUGAGAUGGUUCGUGGUCUGACAAGAGAGGAGAUAUUGAACAUGACUCAGUGUGGAGGGACUGAUGAGGAGACUGGUGUAGAGUGGGAGGUGGUGUCACUGGAGAACUUCACCUACUCCAAUCAGCUCAUGGGCUGCAUCAUCAGGUGGAACCUGGAGAGAACAGACUUUGUGGGAAUCUCGGGUCAAGUUGCUUUCAAUGACGAUGGUUCAAGAGUACAUAUUCAUGUGGAGGUAGAUCAGUACAGACUGAAUGAAGACAGAACUUCUAUUGCUUACAUCUUGCCUGUGAAUGAGUCUUUAGCUCAGCUUGUCUAUACAAGAACAAUGAAAGCAACCAGACUGUAUAUCCUAGUUCAGAGGGUGGUGUUCCACCAGACGGCACACCUGUCAUUGUGGAGGUCAGCUUUCAUUUGGCAUUGGUCGUGCCCCUCUACAUAUUGGCAACUGCUGGAAUUGUUUAUAGUACAGUAUGUCUGGUCUUCACCUUGAAACAGCGAAAGAAAAAAGUGAUACGCUUGAACAGUCCAAACAUAAAUUAUGUCAUUAUCACUGGGAGCUACAUCAUGAAUGCAUCAAUCUUCUUCCGUGUCAUGCCAAGUACAGACCCUGUAAUUACACUAGCCAGAUGCUAUCUGGCGACUCUACUCAAUACUAUUGGCUACUGUUUAGCCUACGGAGCAAUUCUGGUCACAAUGGGGAGGAUAUACUACAUCUUUCAUAAUCCAACUACAAACAAGAAGACUUGGAAAGACUGGCACCUUCUAGUGAUUGCGCUGGUUAUCACUGGAAUCAGAACGCUGCUAUCAGUUUUGCAAGUUUCCGUUCCGAUACUGCAACCACAGUCGUAUAAGGCACCAAAUGAAGAACCACCAAGUGCUCCAAUGAAUGAGUACGGAUUGAGGAUUGAUGAGGUGGCUUGGUUUUGCUAUAGUUUUAGUCGAACACCAGUGGCUACUGCAUGGGUGAUCGUUACGUCCAUCUACCUCGCAAUACUACAGUUAAUCGGAAUUAUUCUGGUGUUUCGUACUCGCAAAGUCAAAAUAAAGGCACUGAAAAACUCCAGAUACAUUAUAGCAGCAAUCUACGUCUCAGCAAUUUCACUGCUUGUAAUUCUAGUAUCAACUUUUGCUUUAGGAAAUCGGCGAAAUGUCAUUGAGCUUUUGUUCUCAGGAAGCUUGAUAGUGUCAACCAACGUGGGUCUGAGUAUGGUCUUUAUUCCAAAGAUGGUGAGCUUGUACAAAAACCCUAAAGGAGAACACGUUUUUGAUGCAAUGACAUUUAUUAAUGGAAUUCAAGACACGGUCAUUAGCAUCUCGGCACUCAAGAGUGACAGUGGUUCAACAAAGAUUUAUCAAUUGGAAUCUAAAGUUACGGCACUGGAGAAGAGAUUAAAAGAGUAUCAGGUAUACAUUUGCACUUGACUAUAGUAGGCUUAGGGAACAUUAGGUAUAAUUAUAGGCAAAUAAAUUAGAAUUGUUGUAUGGUUGAUACUUAAGAUCUAAAGGACCCUUAAAAUAAUCUCAGCCACUUAUUUUUUUGUUGUUUGUUGUUUUUGUUGUUUUGCUGCAUGCAGAUAUCAACUGGCGGACAUUGAAACUUAAUUAUGUGUUGUAUUUGUAGUUUGUAGUUGUGAUU
Molecule: messenger RNA, 3635 nt
Organism: Halichondria panicea
Lineage: Eukaryota; Metazoa; Porifera; Demospongiae; Suberitida; Halichondriidae
Product: gamma-aminobutyric acid type B receptor subunit 2-like
Exons: 11
Coding region: 2564-3421 (285 amino acids)
Biological process (GO): G protein-coupled receptor signaling pathway; gamma-aminobutyric acid signaling pathway
Cellular component (GO): membrane; G protein-coupled receptor heterodimeric complex
Molecular function (GO): G protein-coupled GABA receptor activity
Source: RefSeq, a predicted model, not a curated record